Messenger RNA from Trichobilharzia szidati, 4786 nucleotides. Lineage: Eukaryota; Metazoa; Platyhelminthes; Trematoda; Strigeidida; Schistosomatidae. The record is from the annotation of a GenBank genome assembly.
CUAACCAGUGUAUGCAACAAAGUCAUAACCGCCAGAUAUGAAUUCUAGGCGUACUGUGCUUUCGUCCUUGACAAAACGUGUUAGCCAAAUACGUAAUGUUUGUAUAUUGGCUCAUGUUGAUCAUGGAAAAACUACUAUGGCUGAUGCUCUGCUGGCCACCAAUGGAAUUGUGUCUUCACGCCAAUCCGGGAAAUUACGUUAUAUGGACAACACUGAAGCAGAGCAAGAGCGUGGGAUAACAAUGAAAUCUAGUGUAAUUGGGCUUGUUUUCAAUCGGACUAUCUCUCCUUCAGAUAAAAACAGUGAAAAUUACUAUCUCAUAAAUCUAGUCGACUCUCCUGGGCAUGUUGACUUUUCUUCAGAAGUUUCAACAGCAGUUCGUCUGUGUGAUGGUGCAAUCAUUGUGAUUGAUGUUGUUGAAGGAGUAUGUCCACAGACACGUACAGUGCUUCGUCAGGCUUGGGAUGAAAGAUCUACUCUAUUAUUAGUUCUUAAUAAAGUUGAUCGAUUGAUUUUGGAGUUAAAGAUGACACCAUUACAAGCCUAUGAGACAAUGUGUCGAGCAAUAGAACAAGUGAAUUCAGUUCUUGCUGAAAUGUAUUCUGCAGAUGUGAUGCGUCAAAGAAACAGUUUGUGGGAAACAAGUCUUAGUAAUCAAAAACCUUUAAGUGCCUUAAACAGUGAUACUGCCUAUGAUUGGAGCACUGGUCUUGAAAAAGCUGAUGACUCGAAUUUAUACUUUUCGCCUGAAAAAGGCAAUGUUGUCUUUUGUUCUUCUGUUGACUCAUGGGGUUUUCGUAUUGACCAGUUUAGUAAAACAUGGUCUGAACGCUUGUCAAUACCUUGUUCAGUGUUACAAAACUCGCUAUGGGGUGAUUUUUAUCUAACUGCUGCUGCGGCUGCCUCUUCUACAGAGUCGAAUAAUAAAAUGACUGUCAAGACAAAUGCUAAACAAAAACAAAAGAAGCCUAUUUUUGUCCAGUUAGUUCUAGAGCCUUUAUGGAAUGCAUAUCAGACCUUAUUAUUGGAUGAUAAACGAGACAAAGUGUUUGCAAUGGCUGAAAAAGUUGGUGUCAAGCUGGACCAACGUGUUAUCCGUAAUGUUGAUAGUCGUGGAGUUCUACGCGCCUUGCUAAGUGCUUGGCUACCCUUGGGUCAUACACUAAUGCAGGCUAUAACAGAUAUCUGUCCUAGCCCGUCUAAAGCAGUAUCUGCUGAUCGAGCUGUACAUAUGCUUUAUGGCGAUACAGUUCUGUGUGAUCUACCACCUCUUUUGAAGGCAGACAGUCCUAUUUCAAUUGAUCAGACAUCACGUGUACCGAUAAAUUCAGUCUAUUCAUCAUCGGGUGCUAGUUUGGCUCUUCAAGCGUGUGACUCCUCUGCAGAAUCGCCAACUAUUAUUUUCGUCGCUAAAGUAUUUUGGACGGAUAAGCUACGGCCUACUUCAAAUGCUUGUGAUCGUCCUGUCCCACCUGAUGAUAUAAAAUCAGAAAAUACAGAUCAGAUCAGUACUGUACAGUCUUGUGAUACGGAAACUUCCGAUAUUAGUCAUCCAUGUGUUGUUUCCCAACCCUCUCUUUGUAACACUUCAACCAGACAAGCCAAUACUAGUCUACGAUCUCCUUUGGUAUCGUGUAAUCCAUUCGCCGAUACUGAUUUUGUUGCUUUAGCUAGAGUUUUUAGCGGCACCGUUUAUCCUGGUCAAAAAUUAUUUGUUCUUGGACCGAAAUUUGAUGGCCGAAAGGUGCCUUCAUAUCUCUUGGAUGCAGAUCCAGAAAACUUUCCACUUGGUCCUGUUCGUCUACGAAAUGAAGAAGAAGAAGGUGAUCUGGGUCUUUCAAGUACCAGCAAUCAUAACAAUUCAUUCGAUGAUCUUGGUAAAGCCAGCUCAGUGAAUUCUGGCUCGUUCUCUAUCAGUCGUUCAGGAUCCGUUGGUGGUGGUUCAAGUGAAUUUCGACUAUCCGGUCCAAGAUAUCUACGUCAUGUUUAUGUCGCUUCGAUUGUUCGUGUCCUUCAGCUGUUGGGUAGUCAGUCAGAUAUGGUUGAAAUUGUUGAUCCUGUACCAGCUGGGAAUAUAGUCGGCCUUACUGGACCCGAUCUGAUUGCAUGUCUGCCUAAAUCUGGUCUUCUAGUUAGCCGAUUAUCACUGGUCGCUUCGAUGGCUAGUAAAACAGAUAAUAAUUCUGAGACAGAAAUCGCCCCUGUCCUGCCUUUAGCUGGUUUAGCUGUUUGGCAUGGUGCACCAGUUAUUUCGGUCGCUGUGGAACCAGCAUCUGCUGCUAAUCCUGAAGAUGUUUAUCGACUGGAACGUGGUCUUCGUCUGUUGGAUCGAGCUGACCCGUGUGCAGAGGUUACAAUCACCGCCAGUGGGGAAUACAUUAUACGUGCUGCUGGUGAAAUUCACUUACAAAAGUGUAUAGAAGAUUUAGUCAAGUAUUUUGCACCUGAUGUUGAAUUACAAAUCUCUCCAUUUGUUGUACCAUUUCGUGAAACUAUCAUUGAUACAUGCUCAACAAUGAAUUCACCUUCAAUAGCUGUAUUAUCUAAAUUAUCUUACGAAAAAGCUCGUGCUCAAUAUGAAAGUAUACUUCAAAAACGUAAUUUAACCUCGGAGUUAAAUUUUAAUCAACUAGAGAAAUUGAAUUUGAAUUCACCGCCGUCACCACAGCAACCGUUGACAACAUCACCCAUUAAAACAACAACAACGAUAACAACAGUAAAUAUUGACAAUAAAACAAAUGAUAAUUUAAGGCCAAGUAAUACUACUAACAGUGCUAUCAGUAGUACUCAUAAUCAUUUGCAUAGCAUAUCUAAUUUUGCCAACUGUGAUAUAACCGAUUUCCCGAUCAGUGUAUUUCAACUUCCGCAUAGUAAGCCAAGAACACGAAUUCUAAUCCGAGUUACUGCUCAUCCAAUGCCAAGUGAAUUAUUAAAUUGGAUUGAACAUCGUGGUUCAUCAAAAGUCUCUCACCUAAUUCGAGCAUUUAAAAGUAAGGCAUCAAAUUACUCUAAACUACUGUUGGAAUUUGAACAACAACUGUUAAGUGUAUGCUCCGAGUUAACCUCUAAAUGUAGUCCAGCCUGUUCUAUUAACUGGAAACAAAUCACAUCCUCACUGUUAGCAUUUGGACCAAAUCAAAUAGGACCAAAUCUACUGAUAAGUCAUUUAAGUAGUGAUACAUUCCCAUUGUGUACAGCUUGGGGUAAAAAGUUGACCACUUCAUCAACUUCUAAUAGUAAUGAUAAAUUCUCAGAUAGCGAUGUUAAAAAGACGUAUAGUCUACCAUUGGUGAGUUAUGGGAAAGCAUUACUUCGUGGAUUCCAACUGGCCACUUUAAAAGGCCCACUGUGUGCAGAACCAAUGUAUGGUGUUGUAUUUGUACUGGAAGAGAUUGUUACAGAAUAUUUGAAUGCUUUAAAGUUACCAGAUAGUACUGAUGGUACUACUACUAUUAGUAACAGUAGUCAAGAUAAGACGCAACAAUCCGAUCCAAGUUGUCAGUUGUCAGCGACGACUCCACCUCCUGCAACACUGCCUACUUCAAGUGAUUCAGGCGACAAUCCAGUUUGUACUACUACUGCAACUACUACUGCAACUACUACAACUACUAUUAGUUCUGCAAGACGUCGUCGUAAAUCGAAACGAUUGACAUCAAUUUCAUGGUUAAAUGAUUAUGAAGAUGAUGAUGAUAUUGCGAAUAGUUGUCAUAGUAGUAAUAGUUCAGAAGAUGAAACUGAAGAAGAUUAUGCUAAUGAUGACGAGCCAAAUGAGGACUGGCAUUCAAAUUCCUCAUCGGAAGACGAACAAGAAGAAUUAGUAGAAGAUUACCAGUCUGAUGUUGAGAAUACAAAUGCAGCUAUGUUACAGAAUACCAAACCUGAAGCAUACUUCGAUACAACAAAAGAAAUACCCUAUUGGCAACAACGACAAGAUAUAUCAUGGUUACAUGAUAUAUCACCGGGACUUCUCACCUCAGCUAUGACAAGAGCCUGUAUCACUGCAUUUCAAUCGUGUUCAUGUCAACGUUUAAUGAUUGCUGUUUAUGAUUUAGAAUUACAAGCUCGUUCUGAUGUCCUAGGACGUAUGUUUGGUGUUCUCCGGCGUAGAUAUGGUCGUGUUGUUGGUGAAGAUUUUCGUGAAGGUGAAAAUAUCUUUGUGAUAAACGCUCGACUACCUGUUAUUGAAAGUAUUGGACUAGCAGAUGAAAUAAGAAAACGUACCAGUGGUAUUGUCAGUCUACCACAAUUACGUCCUGGUGGUUGGGAAUUAUUAGAUAUUGAUCCAUUACAACAGCAUAAAGAUACAGUCACUUCAACAGAUACGAAAGAAGACACAUCUCAUCAUCAUCCUGUCGUCUGAGAACAGCAACAACAACAACGACAACAACAGGGAAAUAUUCAUCACGAUCAAAAGUAGGCGGAUUAAAUGUUAAUACUACUGGUGGCAGUGUUGUCACCGGUGAUGAUGGUACUGGUGAGAAUCUGGAGGAAUCAACAAGUCAAUUCUCUAGAGUACAACGAUAUAUUCGUGAAGUAAGACAACGUAAAGGUUUACCGUUAAAUGAACAAUUGGUGCUUAAUGCUGAUAAACAGAGGACAUUGAAAAAGAAUAAAUAAAUAAAUCUCUUUCUUCCUUCUAUAUUUUAUAUAAACAAUAAAAUCAGUUGUAUAUUAUGCAUAUAUCUAUCUAUCUACCUAUCUAUAUAUUUCACAAGAAAUACGCUUCAGAAUAAUAAUAUUUUUUCAAAAAAUAAUCUUAUAAAUAAAGGUGAUUUGUAUUCAUAAA